UGUCCGCCCCCGGCUGCCCCGACACCGCCGCUCCCUCGGCUGAAGCCAUGCCCUGUGUUCAGGCUCAGUAUGGGUCCUCGCCUCAAGGAGCCAGCCCGGCCUCCCAGAGCUACAGCUACCACUCCUCGGGAGAAUACAGCUCCGAUUUCCUAACUCCGGAGUUUGUCAAGUUUAGCAUGGACCUCACCAACACUGAAAUCACUGCCACCACUUCUCUCCCCAGCUUCAGUACCUUUAUGGACAACUACAACACAAGCUACGACGUGAAGCCCCCGUGCUUGUACCAAAUGCCCCUGUCGGGACAGCAGUCCUCCAUUAAGGUGGAAGACAUUCAGAUGCACGGCUACCAGCAGCACGGCCACCUGCCCCCCCAGUCCGAGGAGAUGAUGUCCCACUCGGGCUCCGUCUACUACAAGCCCUCUUCGCCCCCGACUCCCUCCACGCCCGGCUUCCAGGUGCAGCACGGCCCCGUGUGGGACGAUCCCGGCUCCCUGCACAACUUCCACCCCAACUACGUGGCCACCACGCACAUGAUCGAGCAGCGCAAAACGCCCGUGUCCCGCCUCUCCCUCUUCUCCUUCAAGCAGUCUCCCCCCGGCACGCCCGUGUCCAGCUGCCAGAUGCGCUUUGACGGGCCCCUGCACGUGCCCAUGACCCCCGAGCCGGCCGGGCCGCACCACGGCGUGGACGGGCAGGCCUUCGCCGUGCCCAACCCCAUCCGCAAGCAGCCGUCCAUGGCCUUCCCCGGGCUGCAGCUGGGCCACGCGCCGCAGCUGCUGGACAGCCAGGUGCCCUCGCCGCCCUCGCGGGGGUCCCCGUCCAACGAGGGGCUCUGCGCCGUCUGCGGGGACAACGCGGCCUGCCAGCACUACGGCGUGCGCACCUGCGAGGGCUGCAAGGGCUUCUUCAAGCGCACGGUGCAGAAGAACGCCAAGUACGUGUGUCUGGCCAACAAGAACUGCCCGGUGGACAAGCGCCGGCGCAACCGCUGCCAGUACUGCCGCUUCCAGAAGUGCCUGGCCGUCGGCAUGGUCAAGGAGGUGGUGCGCACAGACAGCCUAAAAGGCCGGCGGGGCCGCUUGCCGUCCAAACCGAAGAGCCCCCAGGAGCCCUCUCCCCCCUCUCCCCCGGUGAGUCUGAUCAGUGCGCUGGUGAGAGCCCAUGUCGACUCCAACCCGGCUAUGACCAGCCUGGACUAUUCCCGGUUCCAGGCUAACCCCGACUACCAGCUGAGCGGUGACGACACCCAGCACAUCCAGCAGUUCUAUGAUCUCCUGACCGGCUCCAUGGAGAUCAUCCGAGGGUGGGCAGAAAAAAUCCCCGGCUUCACCGACCUCCCCAAAACGGACCAGGACCUGCUCUUCGAGUCUGCCUUCCUGGAGCUGUUCGUGCUGCGGUUGGCAUACAGGUCCAACCCCGUGGAGGGGAAGCUAAUCUUCUGCAACGGGGUGGUCCUGCACCGGUUGCAGUGCGUCCGUGGCUUUGGGGAGUGGAUCGAUUCCAUUGUGGAGUUUUCCUCCAACUUGCAAAACAUGAACAUCGACAUCUCUGCCUUCUCCUGCAUCGCUGCCCUGGCCAUGGUGACAGAGAGGCACGGGCUGAAGGAACCCAAGAGGGUGGAAGAGCUUCAGAACAAGAUUGUAAAUUGUCUCAAAGACCAUGUGACUUUCAAUAACGGGGGCCUGAAUCGCCCCAACUAUUUGUCCAAACUCUUGGGGAAGCUCCCCGAACUCCGCACGCUUUGCACGCAGGGGCUGCAGCGCAUUUUCUACCUGAAACUGGAAGAUUUGGUGCCACCGCCAGCAAUAAUCGACAAACUUUUCCUGGACACUUUACCUUUUUAAGACUCUUCCCCCGUGCGCUUCCGCUGACCCGAGGAGAAGCUCCACCUGCCUGAAGGGGAGCUGGUCUGGGCCCAGAGCAGCACCCCUGGGUGCCAGCUCCCACCCCAGCCAGUGUUGCGAACUCCUGCAGGCAGAACGCGAUGGGCAUUUUGGCUCUGGGGCAUCAUGGAUGCGGCUCAUGGACUACACAAAUACCAUGGUAUAAACUUUUUAUUAUCGGCUUCUAAAUGAAUUUAUUAUUAAGGACUUCUGAGUGGAAAGGUGACCCAAUCUGGCGACGCCGGGCGCGCAGCUCAGACCCACGCGGUGACAAACCGAGUGUUGAGGGACCCACGAGCGUCACCCUCCUAAAGACUAAAGUUUUCUGCUGUAAAAGAAAGCUGUAAUAUACCCAAAGCCCAAACGUUGCGUGGGUGGCGUGGCAUUGGAGAAGGCUUGUAAAUUUAUCAGAUGCGGUUUGGCUUUUCAAAAAAAAUUAUUCCGUGCCUAUUUCUGAAGAAAUACGGAAAAUAAUUCUA
Molecule: messenger RNA, 2362 nt
Organism: Lepidothrix coronata (blue-crowned manakin)
Lineage: Eukaryota; Metazoa; Chordata; Aves; Passeriformes; Pipridae
Gene: NR4A2
Product: nuclear receptor subfamily 4 group A member 2
Exons: 7
Coding region: 48-1844 (598 amino acids)
Biological process (GO): regulation of transcription by RNA polymerase II; cellular response to corticotropin-releasing hormone stimulus; central nervous system neuron differentiation
Cellular component (GO): transcription regulator complex; nucleus
Molecular function (GO): nuclear glucocorticoid receptor binding; zinc ion binding; RNA polymerase II cis-regulatory region sequence-specific DNA binding
Source: RefSeq, a predicted model, not a curated record